This is a messenger RNA of Nasonia vitripennis (jewel wasp), 1303 nucleotides long. It is a transcript of the gene EMC10, whose product is annotated as ER membrane protein complex subunit 10. Lineage: Eukaryota; Metazoa; Arthropoda; Insecta; Hymenoptera; Pteromalidae. The record is from RefSeq and is a predicted model, not a curated record. Gene Ontology annotation, cellular component: EMC complex. The coding region runs from base 321 to 1016 and encodes 231 amino acids. The transcript is spliced from 4 exons.
AGGAUUCACGAAGUCAACGAUUACCCUUCAUUAAAAUAUAAAUAAUUGAAAAAAUUGUUUACGGAUCGAAGUGAACGGUAUUGACGCUCUACAAUGAUAACUUUUUUUUCAUUUGAAAAGAGAUAGAGCAGGUGGCGUAUAAGUUGCUGGAUCAGAUGGCGACACCGUCCCGUCAAGUGACAACACAACACUUAACCUCGAAAUCAUGAAGAGGAUGAGACACGAGUUUUAAUCGAUUUCCAUAAAAUAAUGCCUAUUAUUUAUUAGUCACGAGUGUUUUGUUUUUAGCCUAGUAAAUUUCUAGAGCUCCAGAGUCAAAAAUGUAUUUAACUUAUGGAACUGUUUUGGCAUUUCUAAGUUUAUUUUCGUUUAUAUCAGCUAGUGAAUUAGAUUAUGAUGGGUGGUUGCAAGUAAGACUGUACCAUUCCUUUGAUGAUCUACCUGUACCUCAGUAUACGGAAAGGGGUAAUGUUACUAUUUCCAGUAUACGAAGUGGAGCAGCUAUUGUUGCUCAGCCAUCGAUAAGUAAUGCUAAUGUAGAUAAAUUAAGUAAACUUGCUGAAAAUGGCAGCAAAUAUCGAUUGAAAGCAGUAGUCAAAACAUCGUCCGGUAGUGAAACUACUUUUCUUUCCUCAGUCUUAGCGUGUAAUCUAGUUGGUUCCAAUUUACAAGAUACGUUAUAUAUUUGGCUGGACAGCACAGCUGAGCCAGUUGCAAUCAAUUUGAUUUCGAGAGGUCCAUGUUCCCAGGAUACUCCAGCCACCCAAAUGUGGACUACCGAGGUUCAAGUCAAGUACCCGGAUGGUGGGCCAAUACCCGACACUGCCACUUACAUUCAGAAGAUCGAAAGAGAGAAACAAGCCAGAGAAAGCGGGGAGGUUAAGGACAAUCGCUCCUUCUUUGCUAAAUACUGGAUGUACAUAGUGCCAGCUCUGAUAUUCUUCGUGCUGACAUCGGCGACAAAUCCAGAAGCCGGCGGUGCUGGAGGUGGCGGAGGUGGAGGAGCUCAACGCUAAGAACUACCUCGUGUAUCAUACGUUUAUAUUCUAUUUCGUACCAGUGGGUACUACGAACAUAACUAUGUGAAACAGUCAUCUGCAGUUUUGUGUGUAUAAAUGGGUUUCAUACAAAGAAUGCCGAGUAAUUCAUGAAUCAACAUGCAUAAAUUUUAAUCGAAUUCAUAUUAUUAUGUAUGCAAUAAACAAAGUGUGAACCAAACAGCGCUUGAUUCAUUGAUUGUUAAAUUCGUGGACGAAACAAACUUUCUACUUGCAAUAAAGCGUAAAGUUUAAAAAAAAAGAAA